GGAAGAUUCAAUAGGAAUGAUACAAAAGGGUGUUGUUUGCUUUGAUAUUUCAAAAAAUGAGUUAUUUCAAUUGGCUGACAAUUACAAAACUUUGCACAGGAAAAUUAAAGUUUCAUGGAAAGUUGAACAGAAUGAUGCUGAACUUUCAAAAGAUGUUCUAUCAAAAGCAAAUAUAUUCAUUAUUUCUGGGCCACAAGACAAAUUUACAGAAGAUGAAUUCAAUGCUCUAAAAGAAUUUAUUGAAAAUGGUGGCAAACUUUUAGUUAUGCUAGGUGAAGGUGGUGAAAAUGCAUUCAACACAAAUAUAAAUUUUUUCUUAGAAGAUUAUGGAAUGUUCAUUAAUAACGACACAGUACUACGACCACAUUAUUUUAAAAAUUUUCAUCCAAAAGAAUGUAUUAUUGGUGGUGGAAUUGUAUGUGAAUCAAUGUGGCGUUAUUUAUUAAAUGAAAAAAUUGAAAAAAUUGAUUAUGAAUUUACUGAUGAAAAAUACAAAAUACAUUUUCAAUAUCCAUAUGGAGCAACAAUGAAUGUUUCAGAACCAGCAAACAUUUUAUUAACAACUGGACCGGUUGUAUAUCCAUUUAAUCGUCCAUUAGUUGGUUAUUAUUGUAAUGAAAAAAAUGGUAAAAUACUUGCUAUCGGUUCAGGUCAUAUGUUUCAAGAUAAAUAUCUAACUGAUAAAACAAAUGAUAUUAUAUUGGAUUAUUUUUUAAAUUUAUUAUCAAAUGAUGAUAUUAAAUUUACACAUUUGGAUUUUAAUGAUGUAGAGAUAAAUGAUAAUAAAACUGUAUCAGAUAUUGGUUUUAUUGCUGAAAUACCAAAACCAUGUCUAGUUGAAUCAACAGCAACUGAUAUACCAGCUGAUUUUAAAAAGAUGUUCGAUAUGAAUAUGUUUACAUUAAGUAAUGAUUUAUUAAAAGAUGUAAUUGAUGCAUAUAGUAAACUAAAUGUUAAAUAUGAACCAUUGAAAAUAAUAAAACCACAAUUCGAUAUACCAUUACCACCGUUGCAACUUGCGGUAUUUCCACCAAUAUUUAGUGAACCACCUCCACCACCCUUAGAACUAUUUGAUUUGGAUGAACAUUUAUCAUCACCGCGUACACAACUUGAUCAAUUAACAAUAAAAUGUUUAUCAUCGAUUAAAGAUUCUCAGCAACAGAAAAAAGAAUUUACAACAAAAGAUUUGGAAUAUUUUAUAAGAGAAUGUGGUCGUAUUGUUGGUAUUGUACAAGAAGGACAUGAAAUUAAUGCUAAAGAAAUUUUAUAUAAUGUUGGAUUAAAAAUUGCUAAUUACAAGAAAAUUGAUAGAAAAUUAGAUUAAAGUUUCAGCUCACUGCGACUUCUUCUUCUUAGAGAUUUUACAACAAAGUGGCUUUAAUAACUUUGCAUAUGAUGUACAGAAACCAGUUAUGUAUAUUGUGAAUUUUUACUUCAAAUAAAAUGUAAUUUUUCUUA
Molecule: messenger RNA, 1458 nt
Organism: Condylostylus longicornis
Lineage: Eukaryota; Metazoa; Arthropoda; Insecta; Diptera; Dolichopodidae
Gene: IFT52
Product: intraflagellar transport protein 52 homolog
Exons: 7
Coding region: 17-1324 (435 amino acids)
Biological process (GO): intraciliary transport; cilium assembly
Cellular component (GO): centriole; cilium; intraciliary transport particle B
Source: RefSeq, a predicted model, not a curated record